Colletotrichum acutatum is the source of this 885-nucleotide messenger RNA. Its product is annotated as TTL domain-containing protein. Gene Ontology annotation, cellular component: P-body. The transcript has 2 exons. The record is from RefSeq and is a predicted model, not a curated record. Gene Ontology annotation, molecular function: hydrolase activity. Lineage: Eukaryota; Fungi; Ascomycota; Sordariomycetes; Glomerellales; Glomerellaceae. The coding region runs from base 1 to 885 and encodes 294 amino acids.
AUGCGGCUCUUGGUAGUCAACGACGACGGUCCCCCGUCCCCCGUCUCGCCCUACCUGGCACCCCUCAUCGCCGCCCUGAACGAGGCGGGCCACUCAACCGUCGUAGUCAUCCCCGACAAGCCGCUCUCGUGGAUCGGUAAAGCCCACGCCGUCGGCAAGACCCUGACCGCAGAAAGCAGAUGCCCAGCGUCCUUCUCCGCAGACGACUGCAACAUCCCCGGCUGCGCCGAAACCGAAGACCGCACCCACCGCUGGCUCAUCGUCAACGGGCCCCCAGCAAGCUGCACCCAGCUAGGCCUCUUCCACACACCCGGCCUAACACCGCAAGACUUUGACCUUGUCAUAUCAGGCCCCAACCACGGCCGCAACGCGAGCACCGUCUACGCACUCAGCAGCGGCACCGUCGGCGGCGCCCUGGAGGCCGCGCAGUGCGGGCGCCGCGCCGUGGCCCUCAGCUUCGGGAGUAAGGACCCGCAACCCGCAACGACCAUCCGCGCGGCGUGCGUGCGUGCUGUGAAGCUCGUGGAGGAGCUCGUGAGGGAUUGGCACCCGCAGGUGGAGGUGUAUAGCGUCAAUGUGCCCAUGAUCGCCGACGUCGGUGAGGCGCCGGUGAGGUUGACCAAGACUGCGGAGGGGAGAUGGGUCACGGGGGGCUUGUUUGUUCCCGUGCUCAAGGACUCUGCUGCCGAUCCUGAAAAGUUGGCCAUGUCGGCGCCGGCAUCGCCGUCUCGUACGUACCAGUUUCGGUGGGCGCCGCAGCUUGGUGAUAUCAAGCGACAAGCUGAGGAGAGCCCCGAGGGUGAGGACCUGUGGGCUUCGCUUCAUGGCGUCAUUAGCAUCGCUCCGUUGAAGGCGAGCUUUACUGCCGUGAAUGUGCAAGAAUAA